UUUCAUAGGCACAUCAAACGCCGCCGCUUUAAGGUCUCCUUUCAUGGUCAAUCCACCCCCAAGAUACCACAGGUCUGGAAUGGUGUAAUUAGUGACAACCAUCGGCGAGAAAGAGACAUUUUCUGGGGAAUCUAAUUGAUGGCAGAGGAAGGAGGAGAAGUAGAAUCGAGGACUGGGAAGGUGGAGAAGGUGAUGGAAGGAGUGGCAUCAAUAGCACUGUUGCCAUGUGGCUCCAUCUCUGGCCACUUCAUCCAGCUUCCCUAUUCCAUUUGCUAUGGCCUUCAUGGCACUGAGUUGGAAUGUGAAAGAGAGUGCAGUAGGGGUGAGGAUUACCGCUUGAUCAAGCUCACAAUUACAGACUUCAAUAGAAAGAAAGAACAAGCUCUUGUUGUGGAGUGUAGAGGCCAUGAUGCUGCCCGCUUCCACAGCAUUGAGCACGCUCAUGGGUGGGAGAAUGAUGUUGUGGGUAUGGUUGAGCAAAGGGAUGGGAACAACAAAAUUUUGGUUUCUUUUGCAUGUGAGACACUGAAAGCUGAGAAAGCAGCAGAAGAUCAUAUCAGGCAAUUUAUGCCUAAAUUAGCCGGGCUAAAUGCUGUUGUUAACAUCGGCCAGAUGAGCAUUACCGGUUUGGACUUUGAAGCGGAAGAAUCAGAGCUUAGGCUGGAUCAGGAUGUAUGAUCCUAUGAAUAUACUUUUUUAUCCUUGUUUAUACUCAUUGUGAUCUUUGUUCGUAUUACUUGUUUUUCAGUU
Messenger RNA from Corylus avellana, 750 nucleotides. RefSeq lists its product as uncharacterized. NCBI's taxonomy places the organism in Eukaryota, Viridiplantae, Streptophyta, Magnoliopsida, Fagales, Betulaceae. The record is from RefSeq and is a predicted model, not a curated record.